UAUUUUCUUUGUUACAGUUUUGGUGAAGGUGAUCGCACUGCUUCACCCCAACUUUCCCCAUUCUUUUCUGCUAUCCUAGCUGCAUUUCAACCUACUGCCUGUGAUGCUGCAGAAGAAGCUUGGCGUAGUCAUAUCAACCAGCUUAUGUGUGACUCAGAUGGGUCCUGUGCUGUUUAUACUUUCCAUGUGUUUUCGUCCUUGUUUAAGAAUAUUCAAAAAAGAUUCUGCUUUCUAACUUGUGACGCUGCCAGCUAUCUCGGUGAUAAUCUGCGAGGAAUUGGCUCAAAGUUUGUGAGCUCAUCACAGAUGCUGACUUCGUGUUCCGAAUGUCCUACCCUUUUUGUAGAUGCUGAAACCCUUCUCUCUUGUGGGCUUCUAGAGAAAUUAAAGUUUAGUGUCUUAGAACUACAAGAAUACUUGGAUACAUAUAAUAACAGAAAAGAAGCAACACUUUCUUGGCUGGCAAACUGCAAGGCAACUUUUUCAGGGGGUUCAAGAGAUGGGGUUAUCACUUGUCAGCCAGGAGAUUCAGAAGAAAAGGUAAUAAAAAAUUUGGGUUAUAUGAUGGUGUUUCUGGAGGAAGAUCUUUGUGUGCCUUGUAUUGAUUUCAAUUUCAGUCUAAUACCAUAGCAACUAUGAAACUUAAUAUAAGCAGAUUCUGAAUUAUUCUUAUAUAUGCUGAAGAGAGGUUUAUAUUCCCAUGUUUGUUUGAACAUUGAAAAAUCCCUUCUCCCUUCAAAUCCCCAUCAGUAUGUCAAAGUACAUGUACAUAUCUAAAAAUCAUGGAAAUUUAUUAAUUUAAUUGCUGUGGCCUCCCAUUUCAAUCAAAUGCCAAUAAUGGAAAAAGAAACAGGCAUUUCUAUGGAAAUUUUCAGUCAUCCAAGUCAUGGUUAUCCCAAAGGUGCUUUUUAAAGAGGCAACAGGACUUUCUGAUUUUUUUUUUAAGACGUUUUGCUUCUCACCCAAGAAACUGUGGGGAGAAUGCCUCUAAUGAGUCUGUGCAUGGAUUUGAAGGGAAUCUUCAAAUGGGCCAGCCUCCUCCGCCAGAAGAAGGUUGUCUUCCAACAGCCAUCCUCCAGCUCUUCAAAGGCUUUUUCAGGUUGUUCACGUACAUAUACAGUACAGAGAUUAGCAACAAAAGGCCUGUGCCUGUUCCUGCACUCAGAGGUGACACAGGAAAGCCCAUUCAAAGCUGCCUCGACUUUAAUGACUUUGCAAACAACCCCUUGAACAUUUUGCACAUCAUUGCUAUCUAAUCAGAAAAUAGAUAUGUAUUAGUGAUAGGGUUAUGUCACACUUUGGACCAGAAGGCAAAAAACGGCCUUGAAGUGAAUAUAGUAGCAUUGGUCCGUAACUCCUUAAAGUAGUUAUGCCUUUUCCAGGAUUAUUCAUUUACUGCAAAAGCAUCUUUUUGCCUUCAAGUCAAAAGCACUUGAAAAAGCAUGAAAGGAUGAUCUAGAACUUCGGCUUACAUUCACUUUGGGAAAGAGGUGGAAUAAAUGGCCUAAUUUGUUUAAGUACGUAUAUAUUAUGUUUAAGGCCUUAUAGGCCAGCCUGCCAACUCUGAGCAGUUUAAUCCUCUAGCUGGAAUUAAAAUCCACUAUUAGUUUGAAAAUAACCACAUAAACUUAAAAAGAAAUGUUCAGAUAAUGUAAGUACCAUACCAGAAAAUAGGGAGUACUAGUUUGAUCAUGCCUGCUAACUUAUCACAUAAAUAGAUAUGAAUAAUAAACGAAGGAUUUCAUCAUUCCUGUGAUACCUAGUCUAACAAGGUCCUCUCCAACCUUGUGAUUCUGUGAUGCAAAUCAGUUACUUUUACUUGAUCCACUUGGAAUAGGACAUAACAUCCUCUUCUCUUCUGGCCUAUUAAUAUGUUCCUGUUUAAGAAGCUCUUAAAUCAACAUUGAAGACAUAUUUUAAUGUUAAUGGACUGUUAAUUCUAAUGUCUUUGUGUGAAUCCAGUGCUGAAUAUACACUGGUCACUGGGAACAUACCAUGUUCAGAGUCAGGGGCUGAACAAUAUAUUCUGCAUUUAUGUAUUUCUUUGCAAUGCAUAGAAAGCAAAGCAGUACUCAGUACUUAUGGCCUAUUGCACUCCUAGUCUCAACGUAGGACAGUUUCUUUGCAAAAGGCUUGGAGAUGAAUUUCACUUCAGCUUCUUUGAAACAAUAGAAUUGAGAAGAAUUAUGAAUGAAGGCAGCAUAUCUGCCAUAACUGAAAAAAAAUAGCUUAUUCCCAGGAUCUAGAGAUUGCAGAUAAUGUUACAAAGCUCAACAUGUAGCUUGAAUGUAUUUUUCCCCUGUAAAGUUUUGAAGAUUUUGAUAGCUUUUGGUUUCUUGAUUUAUUUGCAGAUUACUCUUUCAAUUUCCCUUCUGUCAUAAUGUACCUGUGUUAUUGGUUUAGUCAGUGCUAAAAAUAUUUGUUUUUACUUUCCCACAUAAUCAGUUUUCUCUCUUUGCACUGGGUCUCCUCCCACAGUUUUUGGCCAUAUGCAUAAAAUAAGAAACAGAAAGUAAACCUUUGUCCUUAUUUUUGUUUGUGGAAUUAGAGAAUGUUCAGCUUUAACUUUUCAUCGGCAUGUUUAUCUUUCCGAGAUAAUGAGGUUUUUAGUUUCCAACCCUCAGAGAAUUUAGCCAGUGAUAAUUAUUUUAGUGAAAAAGCAUUUAUUAAUGAUCUAUUGGUUUGUCCUGGCAUGCCAUAAGCUUUAUAUAGCCUGGCAGUGACCAAGUCCAUUUGCCCCAAAUCAGGGGGUUUUCUAACCAAAUCUAACCAAAUCUAUCUAAUGUAAUUAAAACUGAAUUUCUGAUGCCUUUUUCCAUCUAAAUGACAAUAUAUUUUAAUUCACAGACCAAAGUAGCAUUCCAGGGCUAUAUUUUGUGUCCCCUCUGGAGACAAGAUUACAUUAUUAGAAUGUGUUCAUUCAUUUACAUUGAGUAAUUCAAAGAAGAUGAUAUGUUGCCUGAUUAUUAUAUUAGUUAAAUUAAAUAUUCAGAGGGUACCCCAAGUCAUGCAAAAAAUUGGGAUAUUGGUUAUAAGACAAACUCUGACAAAAAUCUGUCAGAUCUCACAUCCCUUUCUAUCUGACGGUUCACCGACAAAUACGCGCUUGACAAAAGCGCGCCAACAAAACCGCGGGG
Thamnophis sirtalis is the source of this 3137-nucleotide messenger RNA. Lineage: Eukaryota; Metazoa; Chordata; Lepidosauria; Squamata; Natricidae. The record is from RefSeq and is a predicted model, not a curated record.